This is a messenger RNA of Fusarium verticillioides 7600, 471 nucleotides long. RefSeq lists its product as hypothetical. Gene Ontology annotation, molecular function: protein-arginine deiminase activity; calcium ion binding. The transcript has a single exon. The record is from RefSeq and is a predicted model, not a curated record. Gene Ontology annotation, cellular component: cytoplasm. Bases 1 to 471 code for a protein of 156 amino acids. Lineage: Eukaryota; Fungi; Ascomycota; Sordariomycetes; Hypocreales; Nectriaceae.
AUGGGCGCUUGGGACGGAAGAGCUCCUCUCAUGGUUGACUUUCUCAAGGCCCAAGAGGUUCAAGACCCUCUUAUUCUCGACACAAGCUGGUUGUACGUUGGCCAUGUUGACGAGUUUCUCCAAUUUUUGCCUGCCUGCAAUGAGCGUGGAUGGAUCCUUAUGGUCGCAGAUCCGCUCAAGGGCCUUGAUCUACUGAGGAAGGCGUCCAAGGCUGGUCAUGGAAAUGUCAAGGCUGUUUCCCGUUCGCUUCGAGUGGAGGAGAAGAAGCAGGAGCUGUGUCUUCCAGCGCAGACUAUUCAAGAGGCCCUCAAGUUCAAGGACUUUGACGCCAUCCAGAAGAACUCAGCUCAGCGCAUUGAAGCCAAUCUCAACAUCCUCAAACGAGAAACUGGGAUCACGGACAAGGACAUCUUCCGAGUUCCCAUGCUAUUCUACUAUGCUGAGUCGGACAGCUGGUUGUGCCCUGGCUAG